AUGGUAGACCUACUACCCGACGACGUGCUCGCCGACAUCCUCCGCCGCCUCGCGCCGCGCCCACUAGCCGCGUGCCGCUGCGUCUGCAAGCCCUGGCGGGCCGUCGUCGACGGCCACCGCUUGCUGCGCGCGGACCUCCUCCCGCUGUCACUGGGGGGCAUCUUCAUCAACUUCCACGAGGUGUUGACGUCCUUCUUCCUCCGCCGCCCGUCCGCGCGGCCCCCUGCCGCGGCGAUCUCCGGCAAGUUCGAGGACUUCACCCCCUCCGCCGCCAGGAGCACCGUCGUGGAUCACUGCAACGGCCUGCUCCUGCUCCGCAGCCGCUACGUGGUCAACCCGGCCACGCAGCGGUGGGCGGCCUUCCCUGAACCCCCGCCACCUCGGCCCGGGAUCACGAGGAGCUUCUAUCAUGACGAGUACCUCGUGUUCGAUCCCACCGUAUCUCCGCACUACGAGGUGUUCCUGAUCCCGAGUGUUACUCCCGAGGAAUUUGUGUCCAAAAAACUGAGGCCAAAGGUUGAGGAAUCAGAGUGGCCACCCUCUCCUUGCUUCUUGAGUGUGUUCUCGUCGAGCACAGGGCAAUGGGAAGAGAGAUCCUUUGUACGUGAAGGUGAGGCCGCCGGGACGAUCGCGGAUAUGAGAUCGCAACCGCUAUUGGAACAGUACAACGCGGUCUAUUGGAAACGUGCACUCUACGUACAUAGGGAAGCUAAUUUUGUUAUGAGGUACUAGAACUAACUAGUCCUUAAUCAUUUUUGUUUAUUAUAUAUAAUAAUAUCAUUUAUAUUUAGGGUAAUAUGUUCUCAGCUGUUUUUGCUUACUACUUUGAUCCAUUUUGCAGAAUUUCUCCGUCGAAAAGUAAGUAUCAAGUAA
Oryza sativa Japonica Group (Japanese rice) is the source of this 873-nucleotide messenger RNA. The record is from RefSeq and is a predicted model, not a curated record. Lineage: Eukaryota; Viridiplantae; Streptophyta; Magnoliopsida; Poales; Poaceae.